Messenger RNA from Spodoptera litura, 940 nucleotides. RefSeq names its product farnesol dehydrogenase-like. The record is from RefSeq and is a predicted model, not a curated record. NCBI's taxonomy places the organism in Eukaryota, Metazoa, Arthropoda, Insecta, Lepidoptera, Noctuidae.
CCUGUUCCCAUGCAAGCAUUCCGGUAUUUUUCACCACAUUAAAUUCUCGUUAGGUUAUCAAACCGAACUUAUCUGCGUAAUGUGCAUUUAUUACUUGAUAUAAUAAUUUUCAACCUGGAAAGGAAACUUAUGUUAUAUAAAGGAUGCAACUGAUACCAGCGACAGUAUUUUAUGCGGCUUAAAGAUUCAAACUACUUGCAUCAACGUUAAAGAUAAGAUGCUGUGUUGGAUUAACAAGGUAGUGAUCGUCACAGAUUGCAGCGACAAUAUUGGGUUUGCUAUAAUGGACAAAUUAGCUAAAGCUGGUAUGAUAGUUAUUGGCUUUACUAAAAAUCAAAAUAUUUUGGAGGAGAUCACAAAACGGCUUAGUGCAAUGGCCAACGCAAAUGGAAAAAUUGCAUUGUUUGAAUGCAAUAUCGCAGACGUUGAACAGAUGAUUGAAGUAUUUCAGAAAAUUAAAGACACAUAUGAAGGAGUAGAUGUAUUAAUCAAUAAUGCUCAAUACAAUAUUGAUUGCUUAGUAAGUAACGGAGCUACAGAAGAUAUUAAGAACUUUAUUGACAUCAAUAUUAAUGCUUUGAUUACUUGCAUAAGACUGGCUGCAGGAUCUAUGAUAGAACGUAAAACUAGAGGACAUAUAAUUAAUAUGAAUGACAUUAUUUCGUACCAAAUACCAAAAGAUUCAAGAAAAUCUAUUUACAUAGCCACAAAAGCGACCGUAACAUCUAUCAAUGAAAUACUUCGUCACGAAUUCCGCUUCUUAAAGGCUAAUAUAAAAGUAACAAAUAUUGCUUGUGGAAGAAUUGAAGGAAAAACAGAAAUGGAAACAAUUGACCCAAAACUACAAGUAAAGGAUGUGGCUAAGUUAGUCAAACUGAUAUUGGCCACGCCCGAACAUCUACAAGUCCACGAAAUUAUGUUAGAUUCAGUAGUCGAAUAA